Bacidia gigantensis is the source of this 546-nucleotide messenger RNA. It is a transcript of the gene ARPC4, whose product is annotated as Actin- protein 2/3 complex subunit 4. The transcript has 3 exons. Gene Ontology annotation, molecular function: actin filament binding. Gene Ontology annotation, cellular component: actin cytoskeleton; Arp2/3 protein complex. The record is from RefSeq and is a predicted model, not a curated record. Lineage: Eukaryota; Fungi; Ascomycota; Lecanoromycetes; Lecanorales; Ramalinaceae. Gene Ontology annotation, biological process: Arp2/3 complex-mediated actin nucleation; actin filament polymerization. Bases 1 to 546 code for a protein of 181 amino acids.
AUGGCAAGCUAUGCGUCGCAAUCACUUCGCCCAUAUCUCCAAUGCGUCCGCUCUUCACUCAUAGCAGCCCUGUCACUCUCGAACUUUGCUUCUCAGGCGUCAGAACGGCACAAUGUUCCGGAGAUAGAAGCUGCAAGCUCUCCAGAAGUCCUCCUAAAUCCUUUAACGGUCUCCCGCAAUGAGAACGAGAAGGUCUUCAUCGAGCCCAGCGUCAACAGCACACGCGUCAGUAUAAAGAUCAAGCAAGCAGAUGAAAUCGAGAACAUAUUGGUGCAUAAAUUCACCAGGUUUCUAACUCAACGAGCCGAAGCUUUCUUUAUACUGCGGAGGAAACCUGUCAAGGGCUAUGAUAUUUCUUUCUUGAUCACAAAUGUCAACACAGAGGAAAUGUUGAAGCAUAAACUCGUUGACUUUAUAAUACAAUUCAUGGAGGAAGUCGAUAAGGAGAUCUCGGAGAUGAAGCUCUUUGUGAGUCGACCUCCUUCUCUUCCCAGCUUUCGAAUCCAAAAGGCGCAAACCGGCUUCGAAAAUAAAAUGGCAUACUAA